CUCUCGCACCGCCGUGUCUUCCUUCUCGGAGAUGUGACAGACGACUCGGCCAACGCGCUGAUCAAGCGUCUGCUGUGGCUCGAGGCGGCCUCGCCGGGCGAGCCGAUCGAGCUCGUGAUCAACUCGAGUGGCGGCUCUCUCUGGGCGGGUUUUGCGCUUUUUGACACACUCCGUGCUGUCUCGUCGCCCGUGCACACCGUCUGCCUCGGCCGCUGCCGCUCGAUGGCUGCCGUGCUUCUCGCCGCCGGAGAGCCCGGCCACCGCUACGCCGCAGCCUCGGCA
This is a messenger RNA of Emiliania huxleyi CCMP1516, 282 nucleotides long. Its product is annotated as putative endopeptidase Clp. The record is from RefSeq and is a predicted model, not a curated record. Gene Ontology annotation, biological process: protein quality control for misfolded or incompletely synthesized proteins. The transcript has a single exon. Gene Ontology annotation, molecular function: ATPase binding; ATP-dependent peptidase activity; serine-type endopeptidase activity. Lineage: Eukaryota; Haptophyta; Isochrysidales; Noelaerhabdaceae. Gene Ontology annotation, cellular component: endopeptidase Clp complex. The annotation marks the transcript as partial.